Schistosoma spindalis is the source of this 228-nucleotide messenger RNA. NCBI's taxonomy places the organism in Eukaryota, Metazoa, Platyhelminthes, Trematoda, Strigeidida, Schistosomatidae. The record is from the annotation of a GenBank genome assembly.
AUGUCAACAAACUUAACACCGUCAUCAUUACGUACGUCAGAUCUCGGAAAUUCAGAAUUAACUAAUAACUUGCCAAAUACUACAUCAAUGUCAAAUGCUGAGUUAGAUCUAAGAGAUCUUGGGAAACAAUUAUUAAUUGGUGUUAUACGUGAGGGUUUUGUUGUAAAUGGUAUUUGUUUAUUCUCUCAAGAAUUCUUGUUCUAUCUAACAAGUUCACCAGGAUUCUAG